Schizophyllum commune H4-8 is the source of this 1253-nucleotide messenger RNA. Its product is annotated as Phosphotyrosyl phosphatase activator. Gene Ontology annotation, biological process: mitotic spindle organization. Lineage: Eukaryota; Fungi; Basidiomycota; Agaricomycetes; Agaricales; Schizophyllaceae. The record is from RefSeq and is a predicted model, not a curated record. Gene Ontology annotation, cellular component: protein phosphatase type 2A complex; nucleus; cytoplasm. Gene Ontology annotation, molecular function: protein tyrosine phosphatase activator activity; peptidyl-prolyl cis-trans isomerase activity. Bases 17 to 1117 code for a protein of 366 amino acids. The transcript is spliced from 3 exons.
CUUCAUUCUUCCCCCCAUGACUUACCUUGCUCCAAGCAAAGCUAUCGUCACACCAGAACAACUCGAGGCUUGGAAACAGUCCGAAACUCACGAGCGGAUUCUAUCCUAUGUUACUACACUCAACGAUGCAGUAGUCGGCGUCAAGCUUGACGACGAAUGCCCGCGAUCCCCUGGCGUUCAUCGUGUCCUUGAACUCCUCGACGCCAUUGAACAGCUGGCUAAGGAUACUCCACCGAUCGACAAUGCCUCUUCGCGCUUUGGUAAUCCAGCCUUCCGUACGUUCUACGACAAAGUCGGCGAACGUGCCCCCGAGUUAUUGGCCACCGUUGGCGUACCCGCGGACGCUGUCCCUGAGGUCGCCACGUAUCUCGGGGAGAGUUGGGGCAACCGUUUGCGCAUCGACUAUGGCAGCGGGAUGGAGCUCAACUUCGUUUGCUUUCUCAUUUGCCUGGAGCAACUUGGGAUUGUCGCUCCAGAGGACCACCGCAGUCUGGUGAUCGUCGUGUUCUGGCGAUACAUUCAGAUCAUGCGCGUACUCCAGAGCACGUAUUGGCUGGAGCCGGCGGGAUCGCAUGGCGUGUGGGGGUUGGACGACUACCACUUUUUACCAUUCCUGUUUGGCUCGGCGCAGUUGAAAGGGCACAAGUUCAUCCGCCCGAAAGCCAUUCAUGACCCCGAGAUCGUGGAGGAGUACGCCAAGCAUUACAUGUACUUCGCUUGCAUCCAGUUCAUCAACUCUAUCAAGACUGCAUCUCUCCGCUGGCAUUCCCCCAUGCUGGACGAUAUCUCCGCCGUCAAGACUUGGGAGAAGAUCAACUCCGGCAUGAUCAAGAUGUACCAAGCUGAAGUACUGCACAAACUGCCCGUCAUUCAGCACUUCCUCUUCGGCAGCAUACUGCCCUGCCCCGAGACUGUUCGCGCCUUGGCACCGAAGGAGGGCGAGGGCGCCGAGGACGAGCAUGGCCACGUCCAUGCGAAAGGCGAGGCGGGUUGGGCUAUGGACUGCUGCGGUAUCCCAGUGCCGUCGGCGUUCGCGGCAGCACAGCAGGACAGGGAAAAGGGGAAGGGCAUCGCCAGUCUGGGUGUGCAGGGCGCGCGGUUGGUCCCCUUCGAUUGAGGACGGGUCGUGAGCCGACGGACGACGAGGUCAGCGUAUGCUUCGCUUGUAAUGCCAGUGUCACUGUAUAGUACCAUAACCGCAAUGUAUAACAUCAGCAUCCUACGCAGCUGCAAUGUAAAGAAGUUGAACAGGA